Messenger RNA from Galendromus occidentalis (western predatory mite), 2320 nucleotides. RefSeq names its product secretory carrier membrane protein (gene Scamp). NCBI's taxonomy places the organism in Eukaryota, Metazoa, Arthropoda, Arachnida, Mesostigmata, Phytoseiidae. Gene Ontology annotation, cellular component: trans-Golgi network membrane; recycling endosome membrane. The transcript has a single exon. The record is from RefSeq and is a predicted model, not a curated record. Gene Ontology annotation, biological process: protein transport. Bases 160 to 1209 code for a protein of 349 amino acids.
GUUCCGAACCAACAGCAGCCGCAUUAGCAACUCCAAGAACAACUGUCAUGGUUGUGAUGUGUUGAUCAAGGAAACGACCGAGAGCCGAGAGCAUCUGCUGAACUCUGAACCGAGUGUUUACCGUUGACUGUCACCUCAAGCGACUCGAACUUCUCCAGCAUGUCAAAUUUCGACGACAACCCGUUCGCAGAUCCUCAAGCAGCGAGCCCAUUCAGCGACCCGGCUAUCCAACGGGCCACCCAGCAGGCCCCCACAGGAAACUUGGGCAUCGACGAAUACAAUCCCUUCGAAAACCCCGUCGCUCCCUCCAACGGGGCAUCGACCGGAGCUCAGCUGCCCCCCGACCCCGCGAAAAGACAACAGGGUCAAGCGGCAACAAAGCCGAGUCUGCCAGCUGUCAUGCAGCCCUUAUCGGAUCCUGCUCAAAAGGCCAAAGUCACCGCGGAAGAGCUCCAGAAACGUCAAGAGGAGCUCGACAGACGUGCCGCGGAACUCGAAGCUCGGGAAGAGGCGCUCCGCAGCGGAGGUUUCACCGUCAAGCAACACAACUGGCCGCCUCUGCCCUCUUUCUGUCCAGUGAAACCAUGUUUCUACCAAGAUAUAAGUGUCGACAUACCUACAGAGUUCCAGACGACCGUUCGGACCAUGUACUAUCUGUGGGGUUUCUACGCGCUGCUUCUCCUAGUGAAUAUUUUUGGGGCCGUGAUGUUGUUCCAUUUCGACAGUUCGAAGCUCGAUGUGAUGGCCGGCUCGAUCGUAUCGUUCGUGCUCUACGUGCCGUUAGCGUUCGUAGGGUGGUUCCGACCCAUCUACCGCGCGUUCCGGAGCGACUCGUCGUUGAACUUCAUGGUAUUCUUCCUCGUCUUCACGGUGCAGGUUAUCCUAUCGAUCGUCUCCACGACAGGCGUCGCUGAUUACGGCGCCAUCGGAGUCUUCACCGCGAUUGGAGCUUUCGGCACCAGCAAAUUCCUGGGAGUGUUGCUCUCGAUUAUCGCGGCUUGCCAGGGUCUCUUCGCGCUCGCUUGUUUCGUCAUGUUGAUGCGCAUCCACCGUUUGUACAGAGGGACAACAGCUAGUUUCUCGAACGCCCAGGCCGAAUUCGCUUCCGGAAUCAUGCGAAACGAACGCGUACAGCAGGCCGCGGCCAACAUCGCCGCCGACGCCGCCCGUCAAACCGUCCAAAACCAAUUUUCUGGUAGCCGUUAUUGACCUAUGGAGUAAAGUCGUCGAGCUCUGAUUUCAUUCCAAUCUCGACGCACCGGCCAUUUGGAAAAAUUUCAAACGGAGAUUCGAAGAGCUGUACAAAGUUAAUUAAGCAAGUGUUACCCACCCCCUGCAUAUCGAACGCAAGGCUUUUCGUCCAUUCCCUGCGACCGCCUGGGACCUGCAUGCCUGACCGCUUUUUAUGUCCCUCUGUCAGCGAAUCAUACAGCGCGCAUGCAUAUGAGCGCUUUAAUGCGUCUGUCUAGCGGUGCAACGAGGAAAAAACAGCAAAAAAGAACGAUUUCUCUCCCUUCGUGUCAUCUGUUGCGGGACAGUCGAAGAUCUGCGAGGAGAUACGGCGAUACCUCCUUUGUGAUAUUUCUCUCCGAACUUCUCAACUUUGAUAUCGUCGCUCGUCCUAAUCAACUAACGCCGAGAAAGGUUUCACUUCCUUGAGCUCAGCGCUUCGCGGAUUCGGAUUUCGCGGAACCUCCUCAAAGACAAUCACUCGAUUCGAUUGAAGGCAACUCGACUGCUGGCUGGAACUGAAGAAAUCUUUGGCUUUGGAGCGCUCUCGAGUAAUCCAAUCGUCUUUUAGGUCUUAGAAAUCGGCGGAAGGAGAUUAUCGGCAUCUCUCUAGACACCUAUCGCUGGGAGUUCAGGUUUGACAUCCUUGGGAGAAGAUGGGCCCAAGCUGGCCGGCUCCACGUGGAACCUUUCAAAUGUUCAAUAAACAACUCUUAAUCUCUUCCCGCCUUGAGGCAAAACGACUGCGGAGACCGGAAGUAGGAGUAAGAACGCGAAGAUCCCAUGUGAGAUGUGAGACAAAGCUUUAUCCGUCACGGUCAUUGCGAAUAGUGAACCUUGAAUGGUAGGACCCAGUUCAUGGCAGGCGGUCCGAGCAUGAGCUAAACAGUAAUUCUAUUAUCAUGAGGACUUCGACUGGGCCUGCCGGGUUGGUUCCGUUACCCUUGCCACCAAUGAACCCUCGUCAUUACUAUCUAGCCAGGUCUCGAUGCUCAGGAGGUUUUGAUGACGUUGAUGACUUAUCAUCGUAUAAGUGUAUUAUACCGGGAGUCCUUCGCCAAAAUGGAGAAGAUCCGGAAACAAUUCAUCA